CCGUCAUGUGGGGAUGAUAAAAAAAUACGUGCUUCGGGGGCGUAUCUAUUUACGAUUACCUAUCAAUUAAUUGACGGUAAAUACAUAUAAUUUGAACUAUGGUCUAAUGUAACAUACAAUAAUCUACUCGCAAAGGAUAUUGAAAUGGCUCACUCAAGUUUCAGCGCUGUGGACGAAUAUGGUUUCGAAAGACAUGAUGAUUUUGACUUUGAGAGCUAUGAAGAAUUCAUGUCCGUGUAUCUCAAAGUUUUGGCAUCAAGGGCACAAAAAUGGGCUGUUUUACUUGGAGAAGGAAAGUCUGUUAAACGCACCAACACUGUCAAGAGAUAUGUUCGUAAAGGUGUUCCCGGUGAACAUCGUCCAUCAGUAUGGAUGGCCAUAUCACAGGCAGAUAAGAUGAAAGAUCAAUGUCCUGACUUAUACCAGAAGAUCCUUGACAGUCCUUUUGAAAAAGAGCUUGUUGACCUCGUAAAAACAGACCUUCCUCGCACUUUCCCUGACAAUAUCUACUUUUCAAAGGAGGCCAACCAUCAAGCACAUCUGUUUAAUGUGUUAAUAGCCUAUGCUCACAAUAACAGAGCUGUUGGUUAUUGUCAGGGCCUAAAUUAUAUUGCUGGUUUACUCUUGCUAUCCACUAAGAGUGAAGAAACAUCAUUUUGGCUUCUUAAGGUAUUGGUGGAGAAAAAUCUCCCAGACUACUAUACAAAGACGAUGGACGGUCUUAUAGUAGAUAUAGAAGUGUUGUCUGAACUAGUCAAAUCCAAGGCACCUGAUGUACAUCAACAUGUAAUAAAUUUAGGUCUUCCCUGGGCUGUUAUAACAACAAAGUGGUUUGUUUGCCUCUUCGCCGAAGUCUUACCCAUAGAAACCGUAUUGAGAAUAUGGGACUGCCUUUUCUAUGAGGGCUCCAAGAUACUUUUCAGAGUUUGUCUGACAUUGAUCAAGAAUAACAGGGCAGCUAUAUUGGCUUGUAACGACUUUACUACUCUGGCAGAAUGUUUUAAGGCUAUUGUCAAAAAUGCAAGCGCACUGCAUUGUCAUGAAUUUAUGCAGUCAAUAUUUAAAGUACCUGGAACCCUAUCCAACUCUACAAUUCUGAAGCUAAGAGCCCGGUUCGCAAAGCAACGCAGAGAGCAACUGCAGAAGGAGCCACGGUGAAUCCAGUAAUUCAAUCCUAAGGAACUUUUGAUCUCAUCUUUUCAAAAGAUUUACCAAAUGACUACCAACUAAACCAUUUUUGACAAUACAAAAAUAUAAUUAUACUGUAACAAUCUUCCAAGCACAAAUUGAUUUGAACACGAUUUUUCGUUUGUUUCUCUAAUUUUGGUUACAUAGUGUGUUUCAUGUGCCUAAACUAUUAGAGUAACAAAAAUGUACUACUUCAUAUUAUUGCCAACCAUCAAAAUUGAAAACUGAAACUUCAUAAAAUGGAAACUUCCUUUAAAGUAAGAAAAUAAGCAUGUUUGAUUUAAUUAUUAAAUUUCAUAUUUUGAAGUAAUAACUAAAAACUAGAGAAAUAUUUAAGAUUAAAAUUUAAAAAAGUAAAAUUAAGUAUUUACUACUUGUACUUCUCCGACUAGUCCCCAAAAAUUUGCAGUAAUCGAUUUUAUUAAAUUGUAAAUAAAUUUUUAGGUACACAUGACAAAUAAGUUUUUGGUGAACAAUAAUUAUUUUAGGUGAUAAUUUAUUAUAUUGCAUAUAAUAUUAUAA
Molecule: messenger RNA, 1710 nt
Organism: Pararge aegeria (speckled wood butterfly)
Lineage: Eukaryota; Metazoa; Arthropoda; Insecta; Lepidoptera; Nymphalidae
Product: growth hormone-regulated TBC protein 1-A-like
Exons: 6
Coding region: 145-1158 (337 amino acids)
Source: RefSeq, a predicted model, not a curated record